AUGGGAUGUUCUUUUCUGUGUUCGUUACAGCCAGUAUUACUUGCAGCAUCAUUGACGCUCAUAUUAUCGAUUCUGCCGUACUCCCUGGCUAGUGAUUUAGAAAGCUAUGCUGCCAGCGAAGCACUCGCCCACCAUCAUGCUCAUGCUGACCAUGAGUUAGUGCACCAUCAUCCGGAGGCGCUGCUGCACAGCCUGGCGGCACAAGCUGACCAUUCGCUCUUACAUCACGACGUGCACCAUGAUCUGCAUCACGACCUUCACCACGAUCUGCAUCACGAUGUGCACCACCAUGAUGUGCAUCAUGUGCACCAUGAUCAUGUCGUCGUGACUGCUACGCCGCAGCCGACCGGAUUCUGGAAGAAGAAGUUUAUCUGGAAGCCACGCUGGGUGAAGAGCUGGCAGGAGAAGAAGGUGUACGUCGGUGUCUGGAAGCGCGUCUGGGGACCGGUGCAGGUAACUGAAUGGGUGCCAAUUCCGAAACCACCGCCGGGCUGGACCAAACAUCACUGAAAAGCACUAAGGCGUAAAUAGUACUGUUAAUGCAUACCGUAGUUCUAUACACGAACGUUAUUCCUAAGUCAAUCAUUGCUGUAUGGUUAGAUGUAAAACAAUAAAUUCACCAUUUCACUGUUGUGUAAAGUACAAUAAUUUGUGAAAAAGCUUGAUAUUAAAAACAAUUAAAAAAAAUCGAUUUCAUCGUGAAACUAUUUCCAUACCA
Messenger RNA from Anopheles gambiae (African malaria mosquito), 718 nucleotides. Its product is annotated as protein catecholamines up. The record is from RefSeq and is a predicted model, not a curated record. Lineage: Eukaryota; Metazoa; Arthropoda; Insecta; Diptera; Culicidae. The transcript has 3 exons. The coding region runs from base 1 to 510 and encodes 169 amino acids.